GCUGCGCAGAACACCCGAGGUGGGCAGCAGCCGAUGCAAAAUAAAUCGAAGCAGGCUGUGGUGUUGUGAGGUGCGCAGUGAGGUUUGCUUCGCAUUUUCUGCGAUAUCACCGCUCUCCGUGAGUGUCCGGUGUUCAGGCGUUGCGUUUUGUGUCUACGGGCAUCGAAACAUCUAACGAGCUGUCGGGAAAGUGCUUAUGGAGGUACUGCAUCACGCUGUUCUCGAUUUUAGUACCAGUAAUGGCAGCCUGGUGGUUGAGGUGAUAUCGCAGAUGUGCAGCGAGACCCAUCGUCCUAGUUGAGCGGAUGAUUCUGAUCCGGCUUUUAUGGAUGUGAUGUUCGUCUCGUGCAAGCCAGACGAGACGGCGAGAGUGGCACACAAAUAGACGGAUGUGUUGCAGGUGGUGGCGGGCGGAUAGGCUGAGCCAGGGAGCGGGCCAGGGCCAGGGGCAGGUGCAGGCGCAGGUGCAGGCGCAGGGCCAGCCGGGCCAGGCGGCACCCGCACCCGAGCAGCGGCCGCGGCGCGCAGCCGGCCUGCAUGGCAGGGCCGGCCCCACCACCAUGGUCAAGACGUUCCAGGCCUACCUGCCCAACUGCCACCGCACCUACUCGUGCAUCCACUGCCGCGCCCACCUCGCCAACCACGACGAGCUCAUCUCCAAGUCCUUCCAGGGCAGCCAAGGAAGGGCUUACCUCUUCAAUUCAGUGGUGAACGUGGGAUGUGGCCCUGCAGAAGAGAGAGUCCUGCUCACAGGACUCCAUGCUGUUGCCGAUAUAUACUGCGAGUGCUGCAAAACAACACUGGGGUGGAAAUACGAACAUGCUUUUGAAUCAAGCCAGAAGUAUAAGGAAGGCAAAUACAUCAUCGAGUUGGCUCACAUGAUAAAAGAAAAUGGUUGGGAUUGAACAACAGUUUAGCCCAAUGUUGCCUCAUGGGAGGCUCCCAGAUUGUCCCACACUGCAUGCAUACUUGGAUGAUCUUCUGUAUUGUGAGAAUUUAAUUUGUGUUGAAAACCAGAAGAAUAGAACCAGUGAAGGAAAUGAACCAUGACAUUGUGUGGUAACACACAAGACUCCACACAUGUGUGCCUGCACCCAGUGGUGUUAGCAAAGAGAGUGUACUGAAAGGAACAGAAGCGCUCUUCUUGGUCUUAAUAAAGAAGAAAGUAAAAGUAAAUAUAUGUUACAAGAAUGUGCAUUCGACAUCGACAGAGACAAUUAUAAGAUAUGUGUUACUUGAUGAACAGGCUCUAGAGAUAAGUUACAGAUUUCUAUGCUUAGUUUGCACUGUUCACUGUUUUUAUAUCUAUAAAAGAAAGCAUUAAAUGUGGGAGUCGGUAUUAGACCUAUGGACGCAAAGUGAAGUCCACGUUGUUUUAUCUAUUGGGUACCUGGCGGCAGAAGGAAGCGGAGCGUCAUGCAUCCGCAGAGAUCUGAAAAGUUAUAUUAUGUACUUACUGUGUGCCAGGUGAGGCGAUGGCCACUGACUGCAUGCUCGGCUGUAGUGCUGAGGCAGAAACUGCUUUUCAGUUUGUGUGAAUUAAGUCUGACAAUUUGCUUACUGAUAAUGUUUUCUCCAGAUAUGCAGUUGUGGACUUUACCAUUGCAAGUUUAGCUUGAUGUGAUAAGUGGUGGCAGUCUUAUCUUUUAUUUGCAUCAGAGUGAUCUUGAUUAAUUCAUACAGUUGUUGGAGAGUUUGGUUGAUGAAUGCUGUGAGCUUUUUUUGACACUUUAGACUUAAGUGUACUUAAGGAAGAAAAUUCAGUUUAAAAAGCUUUUAAUAAUUUGAAUAAUCAUGUCUCACUUUGCUGCAGAAAAGAGAAAUUGCCAUCACAACUCUUUUUUGGUAACCCAGUCUAGUCUUUCAGUCUGUGCAUUCAUUAUUAUUUCCCUUGUAUUAGAUAGUAUUUGUACGAAUUUUUGUUUUUCUUUAUGUCCUCUUUUUUUUCUUUCUUUCAGUCCUCACAUGUUUAAUUUGGAGGUAGUUCAGGGGUAGAUAUCAUCUUUCCAGGAUACAGUGAAAACACUUACACUUUGAACUUCAUCAUUCGAAUAUUUUCUUUCUACCAAUUUCAUGUUGACAUUGUCAGAUGAAUGGAACAUUUUGUUUCUUUGAAUUUUUUUUUUUUAA
Molecule: messenger RNA, 2130 nt
Organism: Schistocerca cancellata (South American locust)
Lineage: Eukaryota; Metazoa; Arthropoda; Insecta; Orthoptera; Acrididae
Gene: Ypel
Product: protein yippee-like 2
Exons: 8
Coding region: 390-905 (171 amino acids)
Source: RefSeq, a predicted model, not a curated record